UUAUCCCAAGUUUUUGAUUUUAUCGUAUACAAGCUUGCAAAUCCUUGCAAGAGCUCCUCAUCCUUUGCCUCAGAGAAUUCCAUCAUAACAAUACUGGUACAUCAUGCCGUCCGCAAAUAACGAUCCACUCCAGCACUUUAAGCGCAUAGGAGUCGUCGGGGCCGGGAACAUGGGCUCGAUGAUGACCUUUGCCUUCUCCGAGCUUGGUCUUGACGUGUCCGUGUGGGAUGUCAGUAAGAAAAAUGUUGACCAGGUAAUUGAAUGGGCAGAUAACGCAAAGGACGUCAAGGGAAAGGUGCAGGGCUUCUACAACAUCGAUGAAUUCACCAAGAGCUUGGAAGGCCAAGGGGAACGCAAGGUUUUCAUGUUUUCCAUUACGCAUGGUCACCCGGCAGACUCGGUUCUGAGCAUGAUCAAGCAUGACCUGAAACCAGGCGAUAUCAUCCUGGACGGCGGCAAUGAGAACUAUCGACGGACUGAACGACGACAGAGGGAGUGUGAGGAGAUAGGCGUCAGUUGGAUUGGGAUGGGCGUAUCUGGGGGUUACCAGUCUGCACGACAUGGUCCUAGUUUGUCUCCUGGGGGCGAUAAAAAAGCCAUCGAACUGGUCAUGCCUUUUCUUGAACUUUACUCGGCAAAGGACCGCAAGACGGGCCUCCCAUGCGUGACGAGAGUCGGUCCCGGGGGCUCGGGGCACUUCGUUAAAAUGGUACACAACGGAAUUGAGGGCGGCAUGUUGUCGACGACUGCCGAGGCUUGGUCCAUCCUUCACAAUGGGUUGGGUCUCAAUUACGACGAGAUUGGCGACAUCUUUUCGAAGUGGGAUAAGGAUGGUGAAUUGCGAAAUAACUUUCUGAUCCAGAUUGCUGCGGAUAUCUGCCACAUAAAACGAACCCCUCAGGGUGAUUACAAAGGCGAGGGUGCCAGUAAGAACAAUGGUUGGGUGCUUGAUGAUGUCCUCGACAAGGUCGUUCAGGAUGACGACAAUACCGAAGGAACGCCCCUAUGGUCGUUAAUGGACACUGCUGCACGGCAUGUUUCUGCGCCCACCCUUGCCGCGGCUCACUAUUUGCGAGUUGCGAGUGGUAACCGGGAAGAAAGACUCCGAGUUGCAAAGAAGCUUCACAUGCCUAGCCCCAAACCAAUCGAGGGAAUUAAGGAUAGGGCAGCAUUCAUCGACAAUCUGCGUCGAGCAGUAUAUUGCUCUUUUAUGGCAUCGUUCUGCCAGGGUCUUGAGCUCAUUGCCCGCGCCUCCGAAGACGAAGGAUGGGACAUUGAUCUGGGCAAAUGCCUUCAAAUAUGGCGUGGAGGGUGCAUUAUUCAGUCGGAGGCCAUUGCAGACCUGCUACAGCCAGCUUUGACUGCUAAUAUACGCCUCACCAAUAUGAAGUUUGUCGAUGAAGUAGCUCGAGAAUUGCAUAAGCACUUCGACUGCCUGAAGGAGAUUGUGGUCGAGGGAACUCUUUCAGACCAGUAUAUCCCAGCGAUGUCUGCCACACUCGAGUAUCUGAAAUAUGAAGGUGGAACCAUGCUACCGACCAAAUUCAUGGAAGCCCAGAUGGACUACUUUGGCGCCCACGCCUAUAACAAACCAGACAUCCCAGGCGAAGAUCCAGGACAGGUCAAGAAGGACCCCGUCCGCAUCGCCGUCAUUGGUGGUACUGGACUUCGCGAGCUUCCAGGCUUCACCCAGGUUGCUUCGUUGUCGAUCUCGACUCCCUGGGGCAACCCCUCCUCGCCGAUUAGCAUUCUUCACCACAAGUGCUCCAACACUGGCAAGCUUGUCGCUGUUGCCUUCCUCAGUCGCCAUGGCCUGCACCAUCAGAUUGCGCCCCACGAAGUCCCUGCCCGCGCCAACGUUGCUGCCCUGCGUUCCAUCGGUGUCCGCACCAUCAUCGCCUUCUCCGCCGUUGGCAGCUUGCAAGAGCAGAUCAAGCCCCGUGAUUUCGUGAUUCCCGACCAGGUCAUCGACCGCACCAAGGGUAUCAGACCUUUUACAUUCUUCGAGAAAGGUGUUGUGGCUCACGUUCCCUUCGGCGACCCAUUUGAUGAGCGUGUCGCCAAGGUUGUCCGGGCUUGCGGACACAGCUUGGAAGGCGAUGGUGUGACCCUUCACGACCGUGGCACCAUCAUCUGCAUGGAGGGUCCUCAAUUCUCCACACGCGCAGAGAGCAACAUGUACCGUUCCUGGGGCGGCAGCGUUAUCAACAUGUCUGUUCUGCCUGAGGCUAAGCUUGCCCGCGAAGCUGAGAUUGCCUACCAGAUGAUUUGCAUGUCUACCGACUACGACUGCUGGCACGAGUCGGGUGAGGAUGUCACCGUUGAGAUGGUGAUGGGCAACAUGAAGGCCAACUCGCAAAACGCGAGACGCUUUGUGACUGCUGUCCUUGAUACUUUGGCCCACGAAGAGCACUCUGAUCUUGUUCAGGCUAAGCACGUCGAGGGCUCAGUCAAGUUCGGUGUUAGCACUCCUCAGGAGCACUGGAGCCCCGAAGCACGGGAGAGACUCAACUGGCUCUUCCCUGGUUACUUCAACUAAUUUCUUCCGGUUUGCAUCAACCAUUGGGAAUAACACUGUAUCAGUUUAGAUCCCCCUUAUUUUGGAUAUAGAUGUUUAUAGAUUUUGAGACGAACUUACGAGAAUCAAGCUCUGACCUAUCAUGUUUGGGUGAUUUAUAUUUUACUUAUCUCUUCGCGAUAUUUCUAUUUUAGAUAUUUCAGGUCUUCUCCAAUUUUAAACCAAAAGCUUUAGUCGUCUGGG
Molecule: messenger RNA, 2761 nt
Organism: Aspergillus wentii DTO 134E9
Lineage: Eukaryota; Fungi; Ascomycota; Eurotiomycetes; Eurotiales; Aspergillaceae
Product: 6-phosphogluconate dehydrogenase, decarboxylating
Exons: 3
Coding region: 104-2539 (811 amino acids)
Biological process (GO): nucleoside metabolic process; pentose-phosphate shunt, oxidative branch; pentose-phosphate shunt
Cellular component (GO): cytosol
Molecular function (GO): S-methyl-5-thioadenosine phosphorylase activity; NADP binding; phosphogluconate dehydrogenase (decarboxylating) activity
Source: RefSeq, a predicted model, not a curated record